Molecule: messenger RNA, 168 nt
Organism: Penicilliopsis zonata CBS 506.65
Lineage: Eukaryota; Fungi; Ascomycota; Eurotiomycetes; Eurotiales; Aspergillaceae
Exons: 2
Coding region: 1-168 (55 amino acids)
Source: RefSeq, a predicted model, not a curated record
AUGGGAGACAACUUAGUUAAAAAAAUAGUAUUUAAUAUAGUAUUUAAUAAAUUUAAAUUCUUAGUUAUAUUAUUUAGUCUCUAUAAUAUACUAUAUAUUAGCUACUUUAUAGUAGUAUACCUUAAUAAUAUCCUUAUUUUCUUUAAGAAUAUUAAUAAGCACUGCUAA